AUGUCUAUUGAUGUGUCAAUUGUAAUGCCAGUGAGAAAUGCUGUUCAAUGGCUAGAUGAAACUUUUCAAAGUCUAAUGCAACAAGUUGUUGAGAAUAUUCUAAUUGAACUAUCGAUUUAUAAUGAUGGCAGUGCAGCAAGUGAAACGAAAUAUAAAUUGAUCGUUCAUGGACAUGGGGACGAAGAAGCUCGUGGCGUCGGUUAUGCGAAAAAUCGAGCUGUCCAACAUUCAUCGGGACGACUCCUAUGCUUUCAAGAUGCUGACGACCUGAUGUGUCCUAACCGAAUACAAGAACAGUACCGUAUUGCUGUUAAGCAAACAGACAACGCAUUUUUGAUCGGAUCAAAAUACGAACGCAUCCCAGAAGGAUCGACGGAUCGAUAUACUCAAUGGGCAAAUAACUUAACGGAAGAACAGCUCUGCACACAAAUCUAUUUAGCACAUGGGCCUACUCUGAUUAUGCCAACAUGGUUUUGUGCACGAUCAUGGUUUGAUCGCUUGGGUGGUUUUGAUGAAAUUGCUCGAGUGAACUAUUUGCGUAUAAAAGAAAUUCAGACAAAUGUGAUUGAUAAUCUUCAACGAUUGACAAUAUGGAAUGCUGGCAAACAAGGAAGAAAAUUUUAUCGCUCAUUGAAUGAUGACAAUAAACGCAAGGUCAGUGAACUUUUCGUAAAAGAUUACAAAAGUCAGGCCACUCCACCGAUAAUUAUAUGUGUGAAACUGGGUUUAACAAAUAAUGAUUUUGAAGCGAAUCUUGCUUCGUUAAAUAUCCGUGAAGGCGUUGAUUAUUGGCUUUUCAGUUAA
Adineta ricciae is the source of this 804-nucleotide messenger RNA. NCBI's taxonomy places the organism in Eukaryota, Metazoa, Rotifera, Eurotatoria, Adinetida, Adinetidae. The record is from the annotation of a GenBank genome assembly.